This is a messenger RNA of Dermacentor andersoni, 1999 nucleotides long. RefSeq names its product required for meiotic nuclear division 5 protein souji (gene Sou). Gene Ontology annotation, biological process: proteasome-mediated ubiquitin-dependent protein catabolic process. Gene Ontology annotation, cellular component: nucleus; GID complex; cytoplasm. Gene Ontology annotation, molecular function: protein binding; ubiquitin protein ligase activity. NCBI's taxonomy places the organism in Eukaryota, Metazoa, Arthropoda, Arachnida, Ixodida, Ixodidae. The record is from RefSeq and is a predicted model, not a curated record.
GGCAGGCCGCUGCAAUCGACAUCGACAAGUCAGCUGAGAGGCUGUAAACCUGAAAAUUUAGCUGUGACUGUCGCAUUCAACCGUGCCUGUAGUUCUAUGUCCUGAUGUCUGCAAUGUUCUUGCAAGUGUAGCUUUCAAACUUUUAAAAGAAUGACACCACUGUGUAUAUAGCGCAGUUACCGUCUUAAGCACUGGCAUAGUCGUAGCAGGCACUGCGUUCAGCAGCACUGCUCUACUGAGUCACGAUGGAGUCGUGCUUGGCUGUUGAGCGUGAAGUUGACAAAGUUCUUAGUAAAUUUGGCACUCUAAGUGAACACACGAAAGCCACACUGAGCGAGUUGGUAGCUUACGUUCAAGAAAUGUACCGAGAGCUCGGCGAAGUACCUGCAGACGCUGACGUGACGACUUCGCAUGGCAUAGCCCUCACACAAUGCGCUCAAAAAAUCAAAGACUUGAGCAGUUCUCUGGCGACCGAGCACCGAGAUCUGCACGGAACGGUGUCCAAAGUUGGCAAGGCCAUAGACAAGAACUUCGUCCCUGACUUCUGGGCCACAAGCAGCGAGGAGGUGUUUGAUGGAAGUGACAAGAAGGCGGCGCUCAACCAGGUGAUCGCGGAGCACCUGUUGCGCCAGGGCAUGCUGGACAUUGCUGAAGAGCUGUCGCGCGAGGCGCGUCUCGAGUCUGCCCAGAAGGAGCCGUUUGCGGAGCUCAACAACGUGCUAGACGCGCUGAAGCGGCGUGACCUGGGGCCCGCGCUGGCCUGGGUGGCACAGCACGAACUCCAGGGCACAGCGCUGCACUUCCAGCUGCAUCGGCUUCACCUGGUGGGGCUGCUGCAACGUGGAGCGGCGGCCGAGGCGAUCGCGUACGCCCGCGCCCACCUUGCGCCGUUGGCACGGCAGCAUGAGCGCGAUUUGCAAGUGCUGAUGGGUAGCUUGGCUUUUCUCCGGGUGCCCGGCGGCCUGGCGCGAUCGCCGUACGCCUUUUUGCUUGAGCCGGCGCUGUGGAGCGAUACGUGCGAGGCGUUCACGCGCGACGCCUGCGCGCUUCUUGGCCUGUCGGUACGCAGCCCACUGGCCGUAUGUGUCGAGGCGGGCAGCUUGGCCCUGCCCGCACUGCUCAACAUCAAGCAGGUUAUGAUGCAGCGCCAAGUGGCCGGCGUCUGGAGCACGCGCGACGAACUCCCCAUCGAGAUCCGGCUAGGCUGUCAGUUCCACUCGGUGUUCGCCUGCCCCAUACUGCGCCAACAGAGCAGCGACGCCAACCCGCCCAUGAGGCUUGUCUGUGGCCACGUUAUCUCGCGCGACGCCCUCCACAAGCUGGCUAGUGGCAGCAAGCUCAAGUGUCCCUACUGCCCUGUGGAACAGAACCCUACUGAUGCUCGGCUUAUCCACUUCUGAGCCUAUCUGUGUAAAAUAAACUAUCAAAUCUACAUACUCCCCUAGAUAGUGUUUAAUGUAUGGCUUAUUGAUAAAUAAUUGUCUCCAUAUAUAGUUCCUGGCCCACUGUCUGGUGGCAUUGCAAAACUGAACUGUGUAUUUGAUCUUCAUAAAGCUCUGUGAUGCCAUGAUCAAUUUCAUUUACCAUACUUGAGAGUCUGCAGGUGUGAGAGCCACAGUAGGUGUAAAAAUAUCUAUUUCGUAAAAUUAUGUAAAAAUUUGUGUUUUUGUGCUCGCAUUCCUUCUGGUCAUUUUCAUACUUUCAUAACGAACUAAUUUUGAAAAUUUGGCAAGGCUAUUUAGUGUUUUUUUUUGUGUGUGUGUUUGUCUUAACCGCUUACUUUCUAUGGAAAAGGUUGCCAUGCAUUGAGCUGCAUUGUCGAUAAAAGGUCGCAUAUAGUGCUUUAUUGGAAAUGGCAUCUGCUGUUUAUGCUGUGGGCAUAUCUGGCUUUUCGUUUUAUCGGUUAUCUAUUAUACUUUGUGGUGCUACUGCUUUAAGAAUGACGUGCUUGUACGUGCUGUGAAUCCGAUUCCCAACAAGGUCUUGCGAGUCUCCAUAG